Messenger RNA from Miniopterus natalensis, 3624 nucleotides. It is a transcript of the gene SLC60A2, whose product is annotated as solute carrier family 60 member 2. Lineage: Eukaryota; Metazoa; Chordata; Mammalia; Chiroptera; Miniopteridae. The record is from RefSeq and is a predicted model, not a curated record. Gene Ontology annotation, molecular function: D-glucose transmembrane transporter activity.
UUUAUCCACUAACCUACCGAUGGACACUUGGGCUGCUUCCAAAUCUUGACUAUUGUAAAUAAGGCUGCAAAAAAUUAUUCUUGACAUGAAGACCAAUUAGAAACAUUUUUAAAAGUGUCCAACGAAUUUCCCCUGAAAGCCAACAGUAACCCUUAUUUCUUGCUAACGCUACACUUUGAGUAAAAUGUUAUUUUUAAAGUCAUUGUAUACAUGUGUAUGUAAUAUUCUUGAAGAAAGACAGACUGUACUCCUGAUGGUGUGGGUUUUCUUUGAAGACAAAUGUAGAUUUAGAAAUAUUUAAAUUGUUUUAUCUCCUGCGUGUUUUAUUUGCUGUAAUUCAGAGGAAGGACCCCCAUGUGCAUUCAGAAACAUUGAUGUCUGUUUUUUUGUUUUUUUUUUUCCACCUCUCCUUUCUUCCUCCUCACCUUAUGGCUUCAUUUCACUGCUGUUUUUGCAUUCCCACUGUCUCUCUGGUGUUUUGGGCUGGAAAUGUUAGCAAAAGAGGCCCCCUACAACCCGUAGCUGGGGAUCUAUUAGUAAAUAUAUAUUUUCUCUUUAUUUUUUUUCGUCACCAUUUAUCCCACCUAUAUCUUCUUCCGCCACCCUAUCCCCAUCCCAGGCUGUCUGCCAGCUCUCUCUCUAUGGCUUUCUAUUUUGCUUGUUAGUUCAGUUCAUUCAUUAAAUUUCACAUAUUGCUGUCUAUUUUAACAACAUCAAAAACUGGGAAUAAUAUUUUGAUGGUUUGAUAAUUAAAAAUUUUAACAUUAAAUUUUUGUGUUAGCUAUUUGUGCAUGUAGUGUAUUUCAAAAUAUACAGAACUAUUUCAAAAGGGAGCUUAAUGUUGCCUUUUACUAACUAUUAAUACAAAAUAGUCUUUUAUGGUAUUGUCCAAAAAGGAAACAAUUGUAACAAAGCCAAAAGAAUUGAAGAAUUUAAAAAAACUUGGGAGUUGUCAAAACUAGAAAAAGAGUAGGAGUUGGCACACCAGAAACAGGAGUCUCUAGCUCUAGGAGUACAAACGUUGUGAGUUUUUCCUGAUGGGGGACUGAAAGUAAUCCUCUACUUUACAUUGAAAUCCCCUCCUCCCUUUUUAAUAGUGAAAAAAGCUACCACAUAGAUAUACAUUAUUUUAAAGAUUGUAAAUGAAAUCUUUUGUCUUUUAAAAUUUUAGGGAUUGAGUGUUGCUAUCCUGGGACCCACCUUUCAAGAUUUGGCAACAAAUGUAAACCGUAAUAUCAGCAGUCUUUCUCUAAUUUUUGUGGGCCGUGCCUUUGGAUACUUGAGUGGCUCUGUGGUUGGUGGAAUUCUUGUUGACAAUAUGAAUCCUUUUUUACUUUUGGGCGUGUCAAUGUUGGCUACCACGGUUGGUCUUUAUCUUGUUCCAUUUUGUAAGCGAGCAGUAUUACUAAUUGUCAUGAUGUCCAUCUUUGGUGUUUCAGUUGGCAUUCUGGAUACAGGUGGUAACGUCUUAAUCUUGGCUAUUUGGGGGGACAAAGGAGCCCCACAUAUGCAGGCCUUACACUUCAGUUUUGCCUUGGGUGCCUUUUUGGCUCCGGUGCUGGCGAAACUGGCGUUGGGCACGACGGCGUCUGCCGAAAACCGCACAGAGGCUGACUUGGACCGUCCCGCCCUCCACCUGUCCCCUGACGCUGACUCAGAGCCGCUGCUUGGCGUCCCUGGCAAUAUGAAUUUACUGUGGGCUUAUGCUGUUAUUGGUACUUACAUAUUUGUAGUUGCUGUCUUUCUUUUUGCUCUGUACUUCAAGAAAAGCUCACAGCAGGAAAAAGCAAAAGCAUCUGCCCAGAGGUCUCGAAGGGCGAAGCAUCACAAGGCUCUUCUUUGUCUCCUGUUCCUGUUUUUCUUCUUUUAUGUUGGAGCUGAGGUGACGUACGGCUCUUACGUUUUCUCCUUUGCUGUCACCCAUGCUGGCAUGACAGAGAGUGAAGCGGCUGGGCUGAACUCCGUCUUCUGGGGGACCUUCGCAGCCUUGAGGGGCCUGGCCAUCUUUUUUGCUACAUGUUUACAACCUGGAACCAUGAUUGUGUUGAGCAACAUUGGCAGCCUGGUAUCAUCAUUGUUUCUGGUGCUUUUUGACAAGAGCCCAGCUUGCCUGUGGAUCGCAACUGCUGUGUAUGGGGCCUCAAUGGCAACCACAUUUCCCAGUGGUGUUUCUUGGAUUGAGCAGUACACGGCCAUCCACGGGAAAGCGGCGGCAUUUUUUGUAAUCGGUGCCGCCCUGGGAGAAAUGGCUAUUCCUGCAGUAAUUGGAAUUCUUCAAGGAAAAUAUCCUGAUUUACCUGUGGUUUUGUACACCUCUUUGGGGGCAGCAGUAGCCACUGCCACUUUAUUUCCCGUGAUGUAUAAAUUAGCCACGUCACCUCUCAGUCAUCAGCGAAAAGAACACAGAAAAAGUGAGGACCAGAAAGCUUUGCUCUCUAGCUCUGGGCUAAAUGACUAUGAGGAAGAGAAUGAAGGAGAAGAUGCAGAAAAAUGGAAUGAAAUGGAUUUUGAAGUGAUCGAAAUGAAUGAUACGCUGAGGAAUUCCGUAAUAGAGACAUCGAGGAAUAUUUUGGUGGCGCCCACAGCAGAAGUCUCCAACCAGUUCCACUCAAAUGCAUUAAUGUGCGAGUUCUCUCCAGUUAGUACUGGCCAGUUCCCUGUGGACCACCUUGCAGAAAACCAGGACAGAGGGACUAACGCCUAGAGAGGGUGGAUUGUUUGCUGACUUUCUUGAAUAAUUGCCAGUUCUCAAGAGGCCAGUGAGAGCAGAGCCUUAGAUUUUCAACAUGCUUUGGGAAUCAAAAUGUCACAGUCAAGUAUAGCAAAUGCUAUAACGUUUUGCUAUACUCUGUAAUUCCCAGAGUCUUCCAUAAAGAACCAGCAGUCUCAGCAGGAUCUUGUGAGGCUAGUGUUUGGCAUGUGGCUGAUUAGGUGAUACAGUAGGCUCUUCACCUCUCAGAUCAUGCAAAGCAGACAUUUGCUUUUGAGAAGUUGGGUGAUGUUUUAAUAGAAUGAAACCAUCUAGUUGAAUUGAUUAGUUGAAUAAAUUAUCAGUCAUCAGUAUUCUACCAGGGAAGUUGAAGAGAGUUGUUUCAUAAAACAGCCCCUUUGAAAAUGGACAGAGAUUGUCAUUAAUUGUUUUGCACUCUCUCUAGUGUUGGACCAAAGAAUGCUACGGCCUCAGUCGAUUUCUGGUUUCUAUGAAGGGAACGCAGAACAGGGUCCUAGAGACCUGGCUCCAAGCCUUGACAGGUGCUUGCUGUCUUAUGGCCCUGGACUCUGUCACUUAACUUACCUAGGCCUCGUUUAUCUCAUCUCUUGAUCUCUGAUUCUGUAAGUGAAAAUGUGAUGAUUUUCAAGCUAGGAAUCCAUAAGUUUUAGUUUGUGUAAGAUGUCUGCUAGAAAUUAAUAUAAGUGCCCCCCAUUCUUCAUUUCAAAUGAGAAGUGAAACAAAAUUGAUAGCUUCCAGGACGUGCUGGUUGUGAGUACAUGUCAAUUUAAGAGACUCAAUGUUUAAUACUUUAUUUGAAUAAUUAUCUGAAUAUAUUUUAAAAUGUAUUUCAUUGAUUCUAAGAUACACCUUUUUUUCACAUUUUUAAUAUCUCUGAAAUCAGAAUAUGUCUU